CGACCGCAGCACCGCUUAAAAAGAAGCCACGGCGCAUAAAUCCAUCGCGCAGCAGAGUGGUACAAUCAAGCCGCCGAGGCUGCAUGAGCUGCAAGGGGGGUAUGUUCACUUUUUCACGACUGAGGGAAACACACAGCGCCGGGGAGGAACACAAAAAGCACUAAAACAAUUGACAGUCUUGGUUUUAUGUUUCCCCAAGUGUCAACGAGAUGUCUACGAAGGCAGAGCAGUUUGCCUCUAAGAUACGAUACUUGCAAGAGUAUCACAACCGUGUGCAACACAAUAUUUACCCCGUGCCCUCUGGAACAGACAUUGCUAACACACUGAAAUACUUUUCCCAAACCCUGCUCAGCAUUCUGUCCCGCACAGGCAGGAAGGAGAACCAGGAAGCUUCCAAUUUGGCCGUGCCCAUGACCAUGUGUCUUUUUCCUGUGCCAUUCCCACUCACCCCAUCUCUAAGACCACAAGUCAGUUCCAUCAACCCUACAGUUACUCGCUCCCUCCUUUACAGCGUUCUGCGCGAUGCCCCGUCAGACCGCGGGGGGCAGGGGCAGCAGAGUCGGGACGCUCAGCUCUCAGAGUACCCCUCUCUGGACUAUCAGGGCCUCUAUGUGACCCUCGUGACCCUGCUUGACCUGGUGCCCCUGCUGCAGCACGGUCAGCAUGAUCUUGGACAGUCCAUAUUUUACACAACAACUUGCCUCCUGCCCUUUCUCAGUGAUGAUAUUCUCAGCACUUUGCCCUAUACAAUGAUCUCCACUUUAGCCACAUUUCCCCCUUUCCUUCAUAAAGACAUCAUUGAGUACCUGAGCACCUCUUUCCUCCCCAUGGCUAUAUUGGGCUCUACUCGAAGGGAGGGGGGAGUCCCGGCUUAUGUUAAUUUGUCUGCCUCCUCAAUGCUCAUGAUUGCAAUGCAGUACACCACAAAUCCAGUGUAUCACUGUCAGUUGCUGGAGUGUCUAAUGAAGCACAAACAGGAAGUGUGGAAGGACCUUCUUUAUGUAAUAUCCUACGGCCCAUCACAAGUAAAGCCUCCAGCUGUGCAGAUGUUGUUUCAUUACUGGCCCAACCUGAAGCCUCCAGGAGCCAUCAGUGAAUACAGGGGGCUGCAGUACACAGCCUGGAAUCCCAUCCACUGUCAACAUAUCGAGUGCCACAAUGCCAUCAAUAAACCAGCUGUCAAGAUGUGUAUAGAUCCCACUCUUUCUGUUGCCCUGGGAGACAAGCCCCCUCCUCUUUAUAUAUGCGAGGAGUGCAGCCAGAGGAUAGCAGGAGAUCACUCAGAGUGGCUCGUGGAUGUGCUCCUGCCCCAAGCAGAGAUAUCUGCCAUUUGUCAAAAGAAGAACUGUAGCUCUCACGUCAGGAGAGCGGUGGUCACCUGCUUCUCGGCCGGCUGCUGUGGGCGCCAUGGCAACCGGCCUGUCCGCUACUGCAAGCGUUGCCAUGUCAACCACCACAGCAGUGAGGUGGGGGCUGCGGCUGAGACCCAUCUAUACCAGACCUCGCCCCCUCCCAUCAACACCCGGGAGUGCGGAGCAGAGGAGCUGGUGUGCACUGUGGAAGCUGUUAUCAGCCUUCUUAAAGAGGCAGAAAUACACGCAGAGCAGCGAGAGUUUGAGAUGAACAGGCGUCGUCAGAUGGGCCUGUCCGCCUCCCACCACUCUCUGGAUAACAUUGAGUUUGACAACAAAGAGGACGACCAGCACGACCAGCGGCUCCUCAGCCAGUUUGGCAUCUGGUUCCUUGUGAGCCUGUGCACACCAAAUGAGAACACUCCCACAGAGAGUCUGGCUCGGCUGGUCAGCAUGGUGUUCCAGUGGUUUCACUCCACCGCCUACAUGAUGGACGAUGAGGUUGGAAGUCUGGUGGAGAAGCUGAAGCCUCAGUUUGUCACCAAGUGGUUAAAGACAGUGUGUGAAGUGCGAUUCGACGUCAUGGUGAUGUGUCUGCUGCCAAAGCCUGUUGAGUUUGCCCGGGUGGGAGGUUACUGGGAUAAGUCAUGCAGCACAGUGACCCAGCUGAAGGAGGGCCUGAACAGAAUCCUGUGUCUGAUACCCUACAACGUCAUCAGUCAACCGCUGUGGGAGUGUUUCAUGCCAGAGUGGCUGGAGGCCAUCCGCACAGAGGUGCCGGACCAGCAGCUCAAAGAGUUCCGGGAGGUUCUCAGUAAGAUGUUUGAUAUCGAGCUGUGCCCCCUGCCGUUCUCCAUGGAGGAAAUGUUUGGCUUCAUCAGCUGCAGGUUCUCGGGCUACCCAGCAUCCGUGCAGGAGCAGGCUCUGCUGUGGCUGCAUGUGUUGUCAGAACUGGACAUUGUGGUUCCUCUUCAGCUACUGAUUGGGAUGUUCUCUGAUGGAGUCAACUCUUUAAAGGAGCUGGCCAAUCAGAGGAAGACACGGGCCUCUGAUCUGUCCGGCAACACUGGAGCUCGCAGGGUGAGUGUGGUGUCAGAUCCAGGACGUCGCGGGCAGCACAACACCCUCAGUCCGUUCCCCAGCCCCUUCAGGAGCCCGUUCCGCAGCCCCCUGCGUUGUAGCCCCUUCAAAAACCUGGGUCAUGCUGCUGGACACUGUGCCCUGGAUCUGGACUGUGAUGAUGAUGAUAUGAACCUCGGCUGCUUCAUCCUCAUGUUUGACCUCAUCCUAAAGCAGAUGGAACUCCAGGAUGACGGUGUGAUGCUGGGUCUAGACAGCAGCCUUGGGAAGGAUAUCGUGGGCAUCAUCAACAACGUCUUCCAGGCGCCGUGGGGGGGCUCGCACACCUGCCAGAAGGAUGAGAAGGCCCUUGAGUGUAGCCUGUGCCAAUCCAGCAUCCUGUGCUACCAGCUGGGCUGUGAGCUGCUGGAGAGGCUGACCCCCCGGGAGGAGAUACGCCUUGUGGAGCCUACGGAUAGUUUGGAGGAAACCUUGCUCUUCCCACUGACAGAUUUUUCUCUUGGGACGGAGAAUGGGAGUGAGGAAGGAGAUAACCCAAGUGUUGCCCCCACCCCAGCAACCAAUGACAACCCCAGCAACCAAUCACCUGAUGAUGCACCCCUGAAGAACAACUCAGAUAAAAAGUUCUCCUACCAGCAGCUCCCUGUGUCUCUGAGGCUCAUCUACACCAUCCUGCAGGAAAUGUCCAAGUUUGAGGAGCCGGACAUCUUGUUCAACAUGUUGAACUGUCUGAAGAUCCUCUGUCUUCAUGGAGAGUGUUUGUAUCUCGCUCGCAAGGAUCACCCACAGUUUCUGGCCUAUGUCCAGGAAAAGAUGCUAAUACCAAGUCUGUGGUCCAUGCUGAAGUCAGAAUUCUGUCAGCUUGCCUCUCUGGCUGUGCCUCAGCUUCUGCACGCUCUCUCUCUGUCCCAUGGAGCGGACAUCUUUUGGAACCUCAUCAACACAAACUUCAACAGCAAAGACUGGAAGAUACGAUUUGAAGCAGUGGAAAAGGUAGCGGUGCUGUGCCGGUUCCUGGACAUCGGUGCAGUGACAAAAAACCACCUGCUGAAAUAUUCCCUUGCCCACGCUUUCUGCUGCUUCUUGGCUUCAGUGGAGGAUGUUAACCCAGCUGUGGCCACCCGGGCCAGACUGCUGCUGGACACCAUCAAGAGACCGGCCCUGCAGGGUUUGUGCCUCUGCCUGGACUUCCAGUUUGACACCGUAGUGAGGGAUCGUCCCAUAAUCCUCAGCAAACUCCUCCUGCUGCACUCCCUGAAGAAAGACAUCCCUGCGCUGAGCUGGGAGUUCUUUGUCAACCGCUUUGAAACAUUAUCUCUGGAGGCUCAGCUGCACCUGGACUGCAACAAGGAGUUCCCUUUCCCUACAACCAUCACAGCAGUGCGAACCAAUGUAGCCAACCUCAGUGAUGCAGCGAUGUGGAAGAUCCGAAGGGCCCGUUUUGCCAGGAAUCGACAGAAGAGCGUGCGUUCCCUCCGUGACAGUUUGAAGGGAGCUCCGACAGAGUCGAAAAGAGCAUUUUCACUCCCAGAGUCACUGAGCAACCGACUCCCUUUAAGGCUUACGAGGCAAGAGCACUCUGCCCCGACACUGGGAGAUAUGAUAGAGAAAGUCCUGCCAGGCCAGACCCCGUCACCUGAGGACGACACAAUCAUAAGAGACCUGCUCCCCGAGGAUGCCGGCAUCGACCAUCAGACGGUCCACCAGCUCAUCAUGGUGCUCAUGAAAUUCAUGGCUAAGGAUCAGAGCAGCGCUGAGGCCGACAUCGGCAGUGCCAAGGCUUUCAACACGGUGAAGCGUCACCUGUACGUGCUGCUGGGUUACGACCAACAGGAGGGCUGUUUCAUGAUUGCACCUCAGAAGAUGCGCACCUCCACCUGCUUCAACGGCUUCAUCGCUGGCAUCGCACAAGUGAUGGACUACAAUAUCAGUUUAGGGAAGCAGCUGCUCCCCCUGGUGGUUCAAGUGUUGAAGUACUGCACAUGUCCACAGCUGAGACACUACUUCCAGCAGCCGCCUCGAUGCUCUCUGUGGGCCUUGAAGCCACACAUCAGACAGAUGUGGCUCAAAGCUCUGCUGGUUAUCCUCUAUAAGUACCCUUACAGAGACAUGGACGGCAGUAAAGUGGUCCUCCAUCUGAUCCACAUCACCAUCAACACACUGAAUGCUCAGUAUCACAGUUGUCGUCCUCACGCUACAGCCGGACCGCUAUACAGCGACAACUCCAACAUGAGUCGCUACAGUGAGAAAGAAAAAGAAGAGGACAGUGUAUUCGAUGAGUCAGACGUCCAUGACACGCCGACUGGAGCCGCUAACAAGGAGUCACAGACCUUCUUCGCUCGUCUGAAGAGGAUCGGUGGCAGCAAGUCUGUGAAGUACCAGCCGGUGGAGCUGAAUGCCAAGAAAAGUGAAAUUGAGCUGUCAGAGUACAGGGAAGCCAGCGCUCUUCAGGACAGCAUCCUGCACUGUGUGAGGGAGGAGAGCACCAGGAAGAAGCGGCUACAGGCCAUGCACAAGCAGAAAUCUCUGGACAUUUCCAACACAGACUCCAUCCUCUUCAAUCUGGAUGAACAUCGACGUAAAUCCUGCAUCGACCGCUGUGACCUGCAGGCGCCUCCUGUAGUGCUGCCCCCCUCUUCGGCCACGUCUCGCAGCAGGCGUCAUGGAAAAGGAUCCUUUGAUUGCUCUUCUAUUCGUGUGGAGGGCAUCGAUGCUGUGGAUCGUCGAGGCUCUCGAGGUGGACAUUCUGACAUUUCCAAACCUGUCAUCCCGGAGGUCCGUUUGAGCUGCAUGGAGACCUUUGAGGACAAGCUGGACCAGGGUUCACUGGAAGGAUCUGCUCAAGGGAAAGAAGACCAGGACCUGAUUGACCUCUCCUCUGACUGCACCUCCAUCCCAGAAAAACAUUCCCUGCUCUCCAUGUCUGACAGCGACUCCUUGGUGUUUGAACCGCUGCCUCCUCUAAGAAUCGUAGAGAGUGACGAGGAGUUUGAUUUGAACACCCUCAUCGCUUCCAAAUUCAAUGGGAGUCCAAAGGUGUCUGCUUCUCCUGCAAGCAGCAACACUCUGCGGCUGUCUCCUGUGGUUCAGGUGAGCAUAGAGGACUGUUCCAGUGGCAAAAAGACCCCAGAACAUCCCAGCUCAGAGGGGAAAAGGUCCAACCGUGUGACUCCAAGCACAUCUCUAGAUCUUCCUGACCGUGCAGAAAAUGUUUGCCAUGAAAGCCCCAUGACCCUGAAGCAGAAGAGAGACCUUCUGAGAAAGACCCCGCAUGUCCCUUACACCUCUCUGGAUGAUAUGCCGUUGACCCCUGAAGAGGUAAGAACCGGGAUGGGACUUGGGAUGUCUCCCUCUGGUAGGACAAUCUUCUUGGACAUCCCGGAAGACAAUGCAGAGCCUCUCUCAUCGCCGGAGAAAAGCAAGAGCACCAGCAACGACGAAGACGAAGAUUAUGGGGAUGAUGAAGAGGAUGACGACAUGGGAGACGAAGUGGACAGUGAACCAAAACCUGACAACGACGGAGGAGAGGACAACGAUGAGGCAGAGUUCAAAAUCCAGAUUGUACCCCGACAGCGGAAGCAGAGGAAGAUAGCUGUAAGUGCCAUCCAGAGGGAAUAUCUGGACAUCACGUUCAAUAUGUUCGACAAGCUGGGAGGAGAGCAGACCGCAGAGGCAGAUCACAAAGUUCUUUCUACAUUGGAAAAGCCACGAGAAUCUGCCUCGGCCCCAACGCUCGAAGCUGCUAUUCCUGAAACAAGCCACCGCUCUUCGGUAUCAACUCAGUACCGUCAGGUGAAGCGAGGCUCUCUGGGAGCUCUGACCAUGAGUCAGCUAAUGAAGAGACAGCUGGAGCAUCAGUCCAGUGCGCCGCACAACAUCAGCACCUGGGACACUGGCCCCACAAAGACCAGCCUGCUCUCCGCACCAAGCACGGUCAGCAUGUUUGUCCCUGCCCCUGAGGAGUUCAUUGAUGAGCAGCCGACCACCAUGUCUGACAGGUGUCGUGACUGUGCUGCCGUACUGGAGGAAUAUGAUGAGGAGACUCUCAGCCUUGCGAUAGUCGUCCUCUCCAUGUUCAUCCACCUCAGCCCUGAUUUGGCCGCUCCGAUGCUCCUCGACAUCAUGCAGUCUGUGGGCAGGUUGGCAUCCAGUGCCAAUUUUUCUGGACAAGCUGAGAGUAUGUUGAUCCCAGGGAAUGUAGCAGGUGUAGCCAAGCAGUUCCUCCGCUGUGUGUUUCACCAGCUGGCCCCUAAUGGCAUCUUACCCCAGCUCUUCCAGAGUAACAUCAAAGAUGGAAGCUUUCUGCGAACUCUUGCAUUGUCCCUGAUAGAUUUUAAUGAGCUGAGCUCUGUGGCUGCCCUCAACAUGCUUCUCGAGGGUUUAAACAACAAGAAAAGUCUGCCAGCAGGGGGCACUAUGCUGCACUGCCUGGAAAACAUUGCCACCUUCAUGGAGGCUCUCCCCAUGGACUCUCCGAGCAACCUGUGGACGACCAUCUGCAACCAGUUCCAGACCUUCCUCACAAAGCUGCCCUCUGUGCUUCCUCUAAAGUGCCCAAUGGAUUCCAGCUUGAGGAUUAUCAUUUGUUUGCUGAAAAUCCCAACCACGAAUGCAACCAGAAGCCUCCUGGAGCCGUUCUCCAAGCUGCUGAGCUUUGUCAUCCAGUAUGGCACGUUCAGUCUCUCCUACCUCGUAGAACUCUGUGGACUGUGUUACAAAGCCUUCAACAAGGAGAGAGAUAAGUUCUACAUGUCCCGCAUUGUAGUGCUAGAGCUUCUGCAGGCUCUCAAGUUCAAGUCUCCUCUGCCUGACACAAACUUGUUACUGCUAGUCCAGUUUGUUUGUGCAGAUAUUGGUACACGGCUAGCAGAAUCUACCAUCAUCCAGAAGCACAUGAUCUUCACACUGCCGGGGUGCACAACAGCAGCCAUGGAGUGCAUGAGACAAUAUAUAAGUGAACUACUGGACUUCAUUGCAGAUAUGCACACGCUAACCAAACUUAAAAGCCAUAUGAAGGCUUGCUGUCAGCCGCUGCACGAAGACACUUUUGGGGGGAACCUGAAAGUGGGCUUGGCACAAGUCGCCGCCAUGGAGAUCAGCAAAGGCAAUCACCGUGAUAACAAAGCUGUGGUCCGUUAUCUUCCUUGGCUUUAUCACCCGCCAUCCACCAUGCAACAAGGGCCAAAAGAAUUCAUCGAGUGUGUUUCCCACAUUCGUCAGCUGUCCUGGCUGCUUUUGGGCUCGCUGACACACUGUGCCCUGCACCAGGGCUCCACCUCCUGUAUGCCCAUCCCUCUAGAUGCUGGCUCCCACAUCGCAGAUCAUCUCAUAGUCAUCCUCAUUGGUUUCCCAGAGCAGUCAAAGACGUCGGUGCUGCACAUGUGCUCUCUGUUCCACGCCUUCAUGUUCGCCCAGCUGUGGACCAUCUACUGCGAGCAGGCGGCUGCUGCUCCUUCACUGGUCAACCAAAACCAGACUGAGUUUUCCUCCAGCGCCAUCCUCACUGGCCUGGAGUUCUGGAGUCGGGUUACACCUAGCAUCCUGCAGCUCAUGGCUCAUAAUAAAGUGAUGGUAGAGAUGGUGUGUCUUCACGUCAUUAGUUUGAUGGAAGCCCUGCAGGAGUGCAACUCAACCAUCUUUGUCAAGCUCAUACCCAUGUGGCUACCCAUGAUUCAGUCAAACCUCAAGCAUCUGUCUGCGGGAUUGCAGUUGCGUCUCCAGGCCAUCCAGAACAGAGUGAACCACCAGUGUUUGCAGGGCCAGACAUCCGGCACUCCUCCGUUUGCUCUGAGAAAAUGGCUGCAGUGCACCCAGUUCAAGAUGGCUCAGGUGGAGAUCCAGUCGUCUGAGGCUGCCUCACAGUUUUACCCCAUGUGACCUGCUUUGUGGGUCCAGUCAGGUCCCCAGACCUGCAUGCAUCCUCUCUGUCAGACCAAAAAAAGAGACUCUUAUUUAAUCUUAUACUGUGUGGAAUUUAAUUUUCAGCACCUUUAGUAUACUACCUGUAUAUGUACAGUAAAUCUAUGCUAUUUUAGAGUACUAAUACUUGAGCUGAAGAGCAAAGGUUCGACAGACAUGUUUGGGAUUAUUACAUCAGGUGCCUAACUGUUGUAUUCAACAGAUUUAAAGAGUCAAUAGAUGAUGAAGAUGAAUUCUACAGACUCACGUUAGUAAUACUUAGGAUAUGAAAGGGAAUGCUUGUUGAAGCUUAGAUAUGCUCACUCUGUCACAUUCAUAUUCUAUCACUUUUUAAGUUGCUUGGUUGCAAGCUGGAUAAUAAAAGUACCAGUUUUUCUAAAUGUU
Notolabrus celidotus (New Zealand spotty) is the source of this 8735-nucleotide messenger RNA. RefSeq names its product protein unc-79 homolog. The record is from RefSeq and is a predicted model, not a curated record. Gene Ontology annotation, molecular function: protein binding. NCBI's taxonomy places the organism in Eukaryota, Metazoa, Chordata, Actinopteri, Labriformes, Labridae. Bases 210 to 8309 code for a protein of 2699 amino acids. The transcript is spliced from 51 exons.